This is a messenger RNA of Pseudomyrmex gracilis, 7134 nucleotides long. RefSeq names its product C2 domain-containing protein 5. Gene Ontology annotation, biological process: positive regulation of D-glucose transmembrane transport; positive regulation of protein targeting to membrane; protein localization to plasma membrane. Gene Ontology annotation, cellular component: plasma membrane. The record is from RefSeq and is a predicted model, not a curated record. Gene Ontology annotation, molecular function: calcium-dependent phospholipid binding; calcium ion binding. The transcript is spliced from 15 exons. Lineage: Eukaryota; Metazoa; Arthropoda; Insecta; Hymenoptera; Formicidae. Bases 302 to 5713 code for a protein of 1803 amino acids.
AGUACGAUUUUUGGAGUUAUUUGAUUUUUAUCUAAACAAGUAAUUAUUUCGCGGUUUUUGACACGCGUCUUUCAUUAGCUAACCGUAGUGUGACAGGACUUAAAAGAGCCAAAACUGUGAACACUGCCGUCCAUACGUUAAUCCAUAUAUUAUGGUGUAUAUAUGUGUGUGUAACCUAUUUAAGUCAGUAGGAUUAGGGUUAAACAAUUUCUCGUUAGAUGUUGUUAUGCAUUUUGCCGAAAAUUUGCAUCGUAAUCACACAUUUUCAUAAACGAUCGUUACAUUGUAAAAACAACGCACAAUGCCUGGAAAAAUAAAAGUAAAAAUAUUAGCAGGCCGUAAUUUGCCAGUUAUGGAUCGUUCAGGUGAUACAACAGAUGCAUAUGUAGAACUAAAGUUUGGCAAUACAACUUAUAAGACGGAUGUAUGUCGAAAAUCUCUGAAUCCUCAAUGGAAUUCAGAAUGGUAUAGAUUUGAAGUUGAUGAUGCGGAAUUACAAGAUGAGCCAUUGCAAAUCAGAUUGAUGGAUCAUGAUACAUAUUCUGCAAAUGACGCUAUAGGCAAAGUGUAUAUAAAUUUGAAUCCAUUAUUAUUACCUGGUAUGUUGCCUCCGGUAAAAAAUAUUUGGACCUUGGAGGCAGCCAUGAAUACCAGUGCUGGUUCACAAGGAUCGGUUAUGACUGGAUGGAUACCGGUAUAUGAUACCAUGCAUGGUAUACGUGGCGAAGUAAACAUUAUUAUCAAAGUGGAGUUAUUUUCUGAUUUUAACAAAUUCAGGCAGUCAUCCUGUGGAGUACAGUUUUUUUACUCACCAAAUAUACCGUAUGGAUAUCACGCACAAAUGAUACAUGGAUUUGUUGAAGAACUUGUGGUUAGCGAUGAUCCGGAAUAUAAAUGGAUCGACAAAAUACGAACGCCUAGAGCAUCGAAUGAAGCGCGGCAGACGUUAUUUUUUAAAUUAAGUGGAGAAGUUCAAAGGAAGAUCGGGUUGAAAGCACUGGAUCUUGGUGGAAAUGCUGUGAUUGGAUAUUUACAGAACUUCGAUUUGGAAGGCGAGUCUGGCAUUGUUGCUAGAGGCAUAGGCACAGCAGUGACGCUCGUAAGAUUGCACGAUGUUCUUGGUUUCCCAUGCGACAAUGUCAAUAUUGAAGAAAUCGCAUUUGCGCUUUCUUCACGUACUAAACCGCAAACAGAACGUUUAAAUGCCGAGAAAAGCGCGGCGCUCAUUUCCAGUCCUCUUCCUGCUCAUGUUCCCGCUUUGUAUCCAGUGCGCGUAAGAAAAAGACCCAUCGAUAGAAGUUUACCUUCGUUUUUCGCGAGAUCUUCGUUGUCAUUAACUCGCUUGGAAUAUUUUGCGAAAGCACCGGGAACUCCUGGAUACGUUACAGCGCGAAGGAAACAUGCCGAGCGCAUUCCGUUUUUCCGAUGCAAUACUUUGAGCACGUUGAAUUUAAGAAAUUCUAGCGAUGUCACUCCGUCUCCUGAAUGUUAUAUUGACGAGACGGUCAGGUCCUUACGUACCAUACUGACGUCAGAUAUAAAAAAAAAGUCAUCGAGAGGGCUCUCAAAACAGAUUAAGCAUCUACGCAGUAAAUUUGAUUCAGUCGGCGAAGAGAAUCACCUCGCAGGGUCCGAUCACGAUCCCGAUACAGAUCCGAUCGAAUUGACUGUCUCAAAAUUUGGAAAAGAAGACAAUUUCAAGGAUAGUAAGGGUAGCGGUGAAAUGAUGGCUGCAUUAUUAAUUGGAUCCAUACGGAAUAUGUCUUUGAGAAACAUCGGGAAUGCAGAUCAUAUUCCGAUUUCUGAUGAACAGUUAAAUGACGAAGCAAUGAAAACGGAUUGUACAGAGAAUGUUGAGAAAAAUGCAAGUGACAACGUAAAAGAUGAUGAGCAGUCACAGGAUGUUUCGUCAUCUGUCGAUGAUGAGAUGUCCUCCUGCGGUCCUAACGAUAGUUUUACAGACGACGAUGAUUUGACAGAAGACACGGCUAGUUAUAAUAUUUUAGACGAUUCGAAAUACUUUGUCGAGAGAGAAUUUGAUAGAGCGGAAGACUCGACGAGUUUUCAAAAGCUGAUGAUUCCCGUUGCCCGUUCUAGCGGAGAAAGCUGUGACAAUUUUAUUCUGCAGAUGAAUUCGGAUACGGCAAAUGGUUUGUCGAAUUUGUCUCCAAAUUCGAAUUUACCAAACACAGAAGAUAUCGAAUUGCAAAAUCUCGAUGCGAUUCCUAUUAUUACCGUGGACAUUCACGAAAGCACAGAUGAUUCAAACGUGUCCAAUACAUCUGAAUUGUCUAAGAUUGACGAAAAUAGAUUUGCUGGUGUUAUUUCGUGUAGUUUAAUAAAGACCAAUACGGUUUCGCAAUCAACUUCCUCAUUGACUGAUAAAGAAAAAAUCGGCGACGCCGAACAGAUGUUCGAUACCUUUCGGAAGCGCCAAACAUUAAGCUCAGAGACGCAAGAAAGUAAACGGAAUAGCAACGCUACUUUCACUGAAUCUGACAGUUUGUUUGGCAAAGUGAAACAUCGUGUUUACCUCACCCGACAUGAACGAGAUCUAUGUCGAGCUCAUAGCCAAUUCGCUCAUCAACAAAACGAACAAUCGACGCGAACUCAAUUUUUAUCUCUCGUUGAAAGGGAAGAUGACGCGAAUAAAGAGAAAAAUGAUUCAACGAUUGACGCUCUCAUUUUAACAGAUACAACACGUACCGGUGUACCAUACAAUAAACUUAAUGCGAGCUCUAUCGAAAGACGGAGAUGCAUGCGCGAUUUGAUUAAGUUGAUCGAUACAAAAAUGAUGGUUUCCACACAUGUGACGCAUCGUAUUAAGAGACACAUAUCGUUAAAAAGCAAACGAAGGAAGCGCGAUAAAAAGACAUGCAAGAUUUCAUCAAGGAUUUCGCUUGAGCGGCCUUCCUCUUACGGUGCAUCUACGAAGAUAUGUGCGUCACAUAAACAUCGCGAAAAGAAUGGUUCUUUUUCGCGCUCGGUUCCUCGCGUCCGCUCGAUCCCCGAGUAUCUCUCUUCGGAUCAGCGGCCGAUCUCAUACGCUACUUUCCGUUCCUACGGUUCCUCUCUCACUAAUUUAACCGAUUGUCAUCGUACGCGCGUAUUGUCAGCUACUUCUUCAGAAACUUUGAAAAAAUCUUCAAACCGCAGCAACCAUGACGCGGUAUUGUCUAUCAGCAGCGAUCCUUGUAAAACGAUAAACACUAAUCAUCCGUCGUACGACGCAACAAAAGUUGCGACGUGCAAAUGCAAUAGCGUUUGUAAUCUAGAAACAGCAUCGUGUCAUAUUGAUUGCACUAAGCCCACUAACAUAGCUAAUAUGACUUACACGUGUGUGUCCCGUCCUUCUCCCGAUCAUAGGCAGCAAGACGAGGCGUCUGCAAGUCCGUCCUGUCCGCUUCCGGCCGUUCCUUCGGUAGCCGCCAAGAUGUCCCAAUCACCGGCAACUCGAACACUUGCCAGCAUACCGCUUCAUCGGAGAUCUAGCGAUUCCGAUUUGAGUGUUACUCCGAAAGGUAACUCUCUUGGGAGUGAUAGAUCGAUGGCGGGACUUUUAAGGACACCAGCUGCGAUGGUUAGACCCAUGAAUCAAGACACGUUGGAAAUGUUAGAAUAUCCGUUCAUCACAAUGCAACAUUAUCCACCUGGUUUUAUAUUACAGAUAGGUGGUUUAGUGAGCUCAAAGUCAGUAAAAUUACUUGAAAGAAUAAGCAAUUUGGAGGAACCAGAAGGCCGUGACGCGUGGUGGACUGAAAUCAGAAUGGAAGUUAGAUCACACGCCAGAGCGUUAGCUUGUAAUGUUGUUAUAGGCUAUAGAGAAGAAACUAGUAUAUGUGACGAUGUGUGUGUACUAAGCGCGUCUGGUACCGCGGCGGUCAUAAAUUUUCAUAAUUCUGGUCAAGAUACAGACGGUACAGUUUUAAAUAAACUUCAACAAAAUGCGCCCGUAACUAGCACAGAUUCGGAUCGUGAAAAAAACCAACAAAAAUCGAUGGGAACAAAGACAGAGAAAGUUGACAGUGAUGCUUCUGUGGCGACUCAUUUGGAACGACAAAAUGGAAAAAUCUGCAGACAUUUUUCCGAAAGUAAUGAUCACGAGAGUCCUUGCAGCCAGUCUCAAUUGCGAUGCAGUCUGUGUCAUCUUCCUUACAGCGAAAGUAGCGUGCCAUUUAGAGUUAACGUGUCAAAGUGUGCCAUAUGCAAACGUGCCAAAGUUCCGGAUGUGAUAUUUACUACUAUAGAAGUGCCUGCGAACAUCCCAAUUACCGGGAGAGGCUGUUUUAUUCAAGCGACUGUAUGUAAAACAAAAAAGGAUCUGCGGGGCGAACUGAACGCAAAAGAAAUAUCUGAUUCUCUCCCCUUUUUGGAAUACGAGCUUCAUAGUUUGUUAUUAAAUAAGCUCAAACUUAAGGGCAUGAACGCGAUCUUUGGCCUCAGGUUGCAGGUUUCCGUGGGAGAACGAUUCAUAAUCGGCAUGGCGGUAGGUACCGCGGUUUAUCUGACAGCGUUACCUCCACCUACUGUACCUCAAAUAGCGUCCGGCAAUUCGUGGCAUAACGAGGAACAGUUAGCGGAAAUGCAGAAAUCUAUCGUAGACACAGUAAAGAAAAAUAGAGAAUUCUAUCACUUGAAACUCAUCGGAACCAACGAAGCGGAAAAUGGGCGCAUUCCGAGUACCUCUGAUACAGACGAAUCAGAUGAGGAUCUGCCGGAACUUGAUUAUGGAGUAGGUACUCGAGACGCGUGUAUUUUAGAGGUAGACGAUAUCGAAGACAUGGAUCGAAUAUUGUCAUUAAUAGAUGAUAGGCCGCCCGACGAUUUUCACGUUGUUAAUACGCAAACAAUACCUGGUCUUGAAGAUUUGGAAAUUGUUAGAAAUUUACAAAUGUUCACGCAAGUUUCAAGAGCUAAAAUUCCUCUUGGUCAAUUUGCGUCGAUGCCAUCAAAAUAUUUUGCUAGACUACUUCAGUCGUUAUAUUUUAAAUUAAGAAGAAUGGUUCCUUGCGCGCUAUGUGAUAUGCAGUUUAAAGUUGCAUUACCGGAGCAAGAUGAAAUACAACUGACUGUUGUCGGUAUGGCACUUGGAUUAGGAGAACCCUUAAAUAUAAAUAAAUAUAAAAGAAAAAUGGUGUGUCGUUCAUUGAGCAAGGAUCAAGUAAGAAAAUCAGAUGAUAGUGAUAUGAUAUUCAGUCUUGACGAAGAUCAUCUAGAGAACAAUGCCGCAACUGAAAAUCCAACACGCAACUGCAUAGGAAAUUCUGCGACUUUAAGUAGUGUUCUUAUACAAAAGCCACGGCCACGUUCACCUUUACGUUUAAAAUCGUUUACUACUCAUAGACAUAAACAUGUGCCUUUGAAAGCAAGAUACGGCGUAGAUAUAACACCUUUAUCGUAUCUGCCUGGUGGAAGAAUAGAGAGAUAUCAAGGCAAUCUAAAUUUCUUUUUUAUUCGUGAAAGUACUUCAAUACGAGAAAAUGGUGGAUUGAGUGGUUUUACUCAUAGUUUUGUAAUGGAAGUCUUAGCGAUUGUUCGAGCACACAUUACGGCGUUAGGGGGUAAUGCAAUGGUAGCGUUUUUUAUGACGCAAUGCGUACUCCUUCACAAUCCUCACAAAAGUCAAGGUCAAUGUUUGAUUAAUGUAGGUGGCGAUGUGGUUACUGUAUCUUAUUAUUCUGACGAAAAGCAUAACGCUGUUUCUAAUUGCUGACCCCAGCCUCCACAUUCAGCCCCACCAUAAAACAAUACAUUUGGCACAUUAUUGGUGAUCACGUAAAUUAAGUGAAAAUGCCAACGUUGUUAUGGAUAGGACUGGAUUUUUAGAAUUAUAGCAGACUCUUGAAUUUAUUACAUAUUGUGCAAUAAGUAAUCCCAUAAUAUCUUUUUAAUAUUAUGUAGCAAUUUAUUUAUGAAGAUACAGAUAUACUUCUUCCCCACUCCUUUUCUAGUAAACAAAUACCAUAACAUAAAAACACAAAGGUAUAUUAUUUAUCUAUUCUUACGUAUUUGAAAUGUUUUUAGUAAUAUCUAUAUUUUGUAAAUGAAACAUUUUUGUUCAAAAUUAUCUCUUGCAGGAUCAUGUCGCAUGUCACAUACACAUGUGCAUAUUGUACAUAUAUACACAUGUAUAUCUCUUCUUUCUUCUCGUAUCUUGUAUUAUUAUUUAACUAUUAGACCUAGCACGCGCACGCAACUAUUUCGAUAUUCGUUCAACAUUAAUUAUCUAUUGUAUAUAAAACCUUAACAAACGAGUUUUAUUAUAAUUGUAUGUUUCUCAAACAAAUACUGCGUAUAUUCCGUUGAAUAAACUCUAGUCACAAACCUGUUAUUUGUUAUAUUUUGUUAUUAACUUUGUUUUUAAAAAAUUAACUUAAAUAGUUUGUAAAGGAUUUAUGAAGUUUCUCUUCGUUAAACUGUAAGAUUGUUUAUUCAGGAGCGUUGCUCUACGUGUGUAUCUUAAUUGCGUUUUUUAUUAUGAAAAAAUAUAUGUUAUUUGUUGUGUAUAGAAUAUUGCAUACAUAAAUGAGAUACAUAAAACCAGAGAAAAGUCUUCUCUCUGUUGUUAGUUUUUAUUUUACACCUAUUGCACCCAAAUUUGGUGACUUGUACAAUAUUUUUGCUUUAUUAUGUAGAUGAUUUUUUUAAUUGUAUAUAUACAGUAUUCAGAUUAUAAAAUUUAAUUGCAUUUUGCUUUUGCGGUUACCAUGUGUAAUAAUAUCUGUCUCGCAAUAAUGUCUGCUCGUCUUGUUUGUCGCAACCAUCUUGUACACGUACAAGAGAGACAAGAUAAAUUAUGCGCGACAGGAAUAAAAUACGAGCCGUAACAUGUACGGGAGUUAAAUUAGAGUACAUGCGAUAUAAGAUACUUUCUCGUCGUACAUACGCCACGAUAAAGACUACUUAGGAUGCAGGAUAGUCGACGGGAAAAACAAAUAUUGUCGCACGGGUAAUUGUUAUAAGACGACGACAUGGUGCGGAACAUUAAUCUUCGGAAACUCUAAUGUUUUAUUAUUGUUGGCUCUUAAAAUUUCGAGUUUUCUUGCGAUACGUAAUAGAUUCUGUACACAAGUUAUGUCUCAACAGUUCUGUCUGUUUUAUUACGUAAUAAAAGUUAGGUAAAUAUAGUUGUGA